UGUUUAAUACUAGUUGAUUGAGAUCAUGUACCUCUUGUCUAUGCUUGUUUUAGCUGAAACGGUCCUUGUAUUAGGGCUUAUCUUCAGUUCUCCUCUAAGGGAACUGGUGAUGAGGAUAUUAGACAUAAUAACAGUAGGGAAAGCCACUCUGAUUUUAAAGACUGUUGCAGCAACUUUGCUUCUUGUUUUCACCUCAAUGUUAUACGAUGUGAUAGAGAUCAAAAAAUGUUGGUCGGAAGGCGCUGUUCCUAAUCCUGCCGAUGAGAUUCUAAUGGCGAAACAAGUUUUGAAAGCAUCCAUGUGGUUUGCUUUAUUCCUUGCGUUGGCUACAUAUGGAUUGCACUACUGUAUCAAAGGGCUAGAAGGAUCGAGGAGAUUGGAGGCUGCUGAAGAUAAUAAACAAUUGAUGUUAGAACCCCCAAAGAAUAAUGCAACAUCUUCAAAAUGAACAAUUGAUGUUUGAACUUUUAAAAAAAUAUGAAGAUUCCUCCUCUUCAUGUAAGGUGUAAUCAUGCAUAAGACAAGGUCAUAUGUUGACAAAAAAUAAGAAGAAAUAAGAACGUAAUUGUGUAAUGAUCAUUUGCUCAAA
Gossypium raimondii (Peruvian cotton) is the source of this 589-nucleotide messenger RNA. RefSeq lists its product as uncharacterized. The transcript has 2 exons. The record is from RefSeq and is a predicted model, not a curated record. NCBI's taxonomy places the organism in Eukaryota, Viridiplantae, Streptophyta, Magnoliopsida, Malvales, Malvaceae. Gene Ontology annotation, cellular component: endoplasmic reticulum; endoplasmic reticulum membrane. The coding region runs from base 26 to 448 and encodes 140 amino acids. Gene Ontology annotation, biological process: intracellular protein transport; endoplasmic reticulum to Golgi vesicle-mediated transport.